Molecule: messenger RNA, 1723 nt
Organism: Phragmites australis (common reed)
Lineage: Eukaryota; Viridiplantae; Streptophyta; Magnoliopsida; Poales; Poaceae
Product: cytochrome b561 and DOMON domain-containing protein At3g07570-like
Exons: 4
Coding region: 219-1337 (372 amino acids)
Source: RefSeq, a predicted model, not a curated record
GGUUACAUAGAGACAGACGCUUCCAGGACAGUACGCGAACGGGAAAUCGAUUAACGGGCAGCAUCGUCUGACCUGCCAAACUGUCCCCCCGGGGCUCACAUUUCUUGGCCGUACCAAGCACCAAUCUUGUCCUCGAAAGCCGCAGGCGGGCACAGGGGAGAGGCAGGGAGAACCGGAGAAGAACAGGGGAGGAGCGGUGAGCAGGCUCGCUGAUACCAAUGGCGGCUUCUUCUUCCGUGCGCCUGCUGCUGCUCUGCCUCCUCGGCUUCUGCGUCGCGCUGAGCCACCAGCGGUCGUCAGACUCGUGCGGCACGGCGCGCGUCGCGGUCGCCAGCCACGUGCCGUUCGACUCCACAUCCUUCCGCUGCGUCGCCGCCUGGAAGCAGGAGGACUUCGUCCUGAGGUACAAGAACACCGGGCCGAGCGAAUGGAGCUUCAUCCUCUCGGCACCGGACAAGGGCUCCUACGUGGCAGUCGGCUUCUCGGGCAAGGGCGCGAUGGUCGGGAGCAGCGCCGUCGUCGGGUGGGCGUCCAACGGCAAGGGCACCGUGAAGCAGUACUACCUUGGCGGCAAGAGCCCCGACGAGUGCCCCGCGAACAAGGGCCUCCUCAAGCUGAUCAAGAACAAGUCCGUCGUCGUGUCGCACUCCGGCCGGCUCUACCUCGCCUUCCAGCUCAGCACCGACUACCCGCAGCCGCAUCUGAUCUACGCCGUCGGGCCGGACGGCAACCUGCCGUCCGGCAACUCCCUGCACCUGUCGAUGCACCGGAACAUGGUCUCCCGCUCCUUCAACUACACCUCUGGAAUGGCUUCUAACUCCGGCGGCUCCGGCGACUCGGCGUUCCCGCCGGAGAGGAAGCACGGCCUGCUGGGCAUGAUGGGGUGGGGCGUGCUGAUGCCCAUCGGCAUGAUGACGGCGCGCUACUUCCGGCAGCUGGACCCGUGCUGGUUCUACAGCCACAUGGCCAUCCAGGUUGCCGGCUUCGCCAUCGGCAUCGCGGCCAUCGUCCUCGGCUUCCGCCUCAACGAGGACGGGCUCAAGAACCUGUACGUGCACAAGGCGCUCGGCAUCGCCAUCUUGGUCAUGGCCACUCUUCAGGUGAUGGCCAUCCUGGCGCGGCCUGACAAGACGUCCAAGGUGAGGCGGUUCUGGAACUGGUACCACCACAACAUCGGCCGCGCGGCGAUCCUGGUGGCCAUCGGCAACAUCUUCCUGGGGCUGUCCAUCGCGCAGGAGGUCAGCGCCUACAUCGUCUCCUACGGCGUCUUCGUCGCCGUGUGGGUGAUCGCCGUCGCCGCCUUCGAGAUGAAGAGGUGCUACGCGGACGACGACUGAUCGAUCGACGAUCAUUCCUCAUAGAGCACUGAACCCUGGCAGCGAUACUUACAGUCGUUCCGAACAACUGGCCAUAUAUAGGAGGAAUUCAUGGACGUAAAUCAAACGUUCACGACCAGUGACGUGACACACACCAUUCUUGUUCCUUAGCUCACAAUUGAAGGAAUUGGACAGUGUAUAAGAGAAGCGUGUUUUGGUUGGUUGAUUUGUUUUUGGGUAUAGGAUGUGAAGCAGGGGCCGGACUGCUGUUUCUAGCUCAGCUGGAUGCUCUGAUUCAUAUUUGUACAUUGUACGUGUUGUGUGCUGUACCAUUUUGGAUGAUACUUUGUUGUUCACGUUUUAGUUUUACCGUACAUUGAUCAAUGAUACUGUUCCCUGAUUUCCGG